AUGGACGACCAACUCACCAAAUUAAAUGUGCUGAACCGGACCAGCCGACGUCCCUCUGUUUCCAAAAUUUGCGCAGACCGAAAGCAGUAUGCAACUCGCGCAGUUACCGCUGCAGUGUAUAGCUUUGUCGACGGCAGCAGUCAUGGAACCUCUGUUCUUCUUGUCCUUGACAUGAACAAUAACAGUGAUAGCGAGGACUGGAGCCCCCCUCAUUCAGAAGAAAUCCACCAGAUUUCUGAGGAGGAGUAUGGUCCGCCAACUAAACGUUCCACCAAACCCCGGGUCAGCCGCCCACCUCCGCCCUCUGUUAGCCUCUUCCCUCCGACCAUCAUCAGUACUGCCAACGCUUCACUGAAGGACAGCCAGUAUGGACCUCGCUGGAGCUAUCCCGCUGCUGACGUGAAGUAUUCAGAUAAGGAGUAUAUGAUUCAGCUUUCUUUGCCCACCUGUGACACCACUUGCCAGCUCAUCCUCUCAUUCUAUCGCCUGUACUCGGAUAUUCGUAAUCGUGACUCCUGGAACAGUUGUGAGAAGAGAAAUCUGCAGGCUGUACGCCAUAAGUACAAUGUUGACGUCGCCGUCAGCGAUAUAUUCACCAGUCCCAUGUCAACUCGCAUGCACAAGAUAACAAUAUUUUCGCAAGCGAAAGAUAAUGCAGUGACUGCCGUGGCUUCCCUGCUCCAUAGCUUGCCUACUGACUUGCAAGGCAAAUCCGUGGUGGCUAUUGAUCAUGUUUUUGCUGACACCAAAUCCAUGCGCCCUCCAAUGUUCUCAUUUGUGAGCCACUAA
Messenger RNA from Dibothriocephalus latus, 789 nucleotides. The record is from the annotation of a GenBank genome assembly. Lineage: Eukaryota; Metazoa; Platyhelminthes; Cestoda; Diphyllobothriidea; Diphyllobothriidae.